Molecule: messenger RNA, 201 nt
Organism: Podospora pseudopauciseta
Lineage: Eukaryota; Fungi; Ascomycota; Sordariomycetes; Sordariales; Podosporaceae
Exons: 2
Coding region: 1-201 (66 amino acids)
Source: RefSeq, a predicted model, not a curated record
AUGCUGCUGGCUGUCGCGCUGGCAGAUCCACAUCCAAUAAACCCGAGAUCAUCGACGAGCAUUGUGCAGCAGAGGACGCAAGUCUUUCUUCUUUUGUCUUUGUUUAUCGUGGUACCGGCUAUCUGUGGGAGAGCAACUCCAAGUUCCUUCGGUUUUCCGGCAGUCAGUCGGCCGAUUGCAUCUCGUGCUCUCGACAUGUGA